AUGUCGGGUGCGGUUCAGGAUGAAUCCAUCGGCUGUGUUGAGCUGGCCAAUCAGUGGCUUAUAGAGAACCCACAGGUGGAAGUGAAGUCCUGUGAAAGCCUGGAAGUACGAGCAAAGGGAAGUAAGGUAAACACAGACCUGGCAACGCACUAUGAGUACGGCAAAGCACGCAGCUUCUUUGUCAGAGGAUUGAGGGUGUGGUAUGGUCCCAGACUAGACCUUCCUGCUGGUACGUUACCCCAACAGAUUGGUUACCUGAAUGUGGUGCCGGGCUCUACCAACACGGGAGGGGUGUUCCAGUUUCCUGACUUUGAACCCUUCGGACAGACCAUCAACAGGCUGAAUGGACUUCUGAAGGAAACACCCAUCCCUGGUCGUAUCCUGAACUUGGAGACUCAGGACAUGAAGUACCACGGGACGUGGACACACCAGGGUGUGGACCCUGACAGGUCCUGCUGGACACAGAGCGGGGAGACAACAACAAUGUACCUCUUUGUUAUCAGGGUUUUCUAUCUACUGGGCCCUCCUGUGCCUGAAGAAAUAGGUGUAGCAGAUUUUGUACCUGAGAUGAUCUCGCCUCCUCAGGGAAUCUUCAGCAACCCUCAGUUUGAGAACUUCUCCUCCGUCAUGACCAAGGCUCGCUCCUGGGCUGAAGGUCACCUUCGCACUGUCAGGCUCAUCAACAUACAGUCAUUCGAUGUCAAAGUUCAUAGGUCAAAGUUUACAGGAGCUGUAACGAUAGAUUCUCAGCGUGCUUCCCAUAUCGAACACGGCAAACACACCACCGCCUUCAUACGCAUCAUCAGGCUGGUCUACGGCAGGCUACGGGUCAACGUCAUGCUGCCCCCGCCCCUUCCCAUGGUGCUCAGCGUGAAGACCUUUGUUCCCGCCAUCAUCUGUCGCGGCGGCAGCUGGGGCAUCCCGCAGUACGAGAGUCUGAGGGACACCAUCAAACGGGCGCAAGUCUGGCUCAGUCUUACCGGUGUUAACGUGGUGAGUGCGGAGACUAUUUCCAUACGGAUGCACUACGGGAGGAUCUCUGAUGACGGCGCCGAGACCACGCUGACGUACCAUCGCACCGACCACGGCUCGUACUUCCUCACCGCCUUCAGGAUCUACAUCGACGGCGUGUACGAAGAACCGUCGCCAGACCUACUGCCACCGCCGCCAGAUGAGUCGGAGUUUAGCAUGGACGAUUUUGGAUGUUGCAACGUCAUGUAGUCUAGUAACCUAGAACUGUUCAUCAAUGCAAAAUCACCAUGCUUGAGGUAAUACAUAACAGAUUUGUCGAUGCUCUACAUGUUAGCUAUAGUUAGAAUGAAUAAGUGUAGGGUUAUGUUACAUGUUAGGCCACACCAAUCUGCUUUCUUG
This is a messenger RNA of Branchiostoma belcheri (Belcher's lancelet), 1371 nucleotides long. RefSeq lists its product as uncharacterized. The record is from RefSeq and is a predicted model, not a curated record. Lineage: Eukaryota; Metazoa; Chordata; Leptocardii; Amphioxiformes; Branchiostomatidae. The coding region runs from base 1 to 1221 and encodes 406 amino acids. The transcript is spliced from 9 exons.